CUCCGCGAUUUGGCAUCCUUCCACGGUCUUGUGCUCGAGGAGGCCUGACUCGCAGGCUUUAAAUUCCACAGAGUCCCUCUGGACAGUAAUCUAUUCGCCAAGUCGGCUUUCUUUAUACUUCUCUCUGCUACUUGUCGUGAGACCUGUUACUCCUGCGCCUGGAGGCUCUGUUUGUCGCCAAUCGGGCACCUACCUCUAGCUACCUGAUUGCAGAUCUGUCUAAUAAAUCUUCCUGCCCGAAUUAUACCACCGUGACCCCAUCUCAUGCUCAGCGACACAUGUCCAAAGCGCAUUAGCUCAUGUAACGGCAGCCACUAACCAACUUCUUUGAGGGUCCUUGUAUGAUCAUGUUUGGUUCGGGCAUAUCACCUCCCACUGUGGAUGAUGUCUUCCGAUAUCGCUACCAGCAUGGAACAAAUCUAGGAUCAGUUUUCAUGCAUGGCCCGUGGUUGGAUAACAGCGUGUUUGAAGACGACCCGAACGGCUCAAGGGAACUUGAAGCUCUGAAAAGUUCACUCCACGAAAAAGGACUCAAGGAAACCACAUCCACAUGGGAAGCUCACUGGUUAGCUGCUCUAACCGAGCAUGACUUGAAAUGGCUCAAAGAUGUCGCCAGAUGUAAUUCCAUCCGCCUACCUAUUGGCUUUUACACCCUCGGUCCGGCUUUUUGUCUAGGCACCGGCUUUGAAGGGGAGCCAUCGCAGGUGUAUAGCAGCUGCUGGAACACACUAAAGCACCUGGUUCUAAAAUGUCAACUUUACGGUAUUGGAGUCUUGAUUGAUCUUAAAAAUAUCCCAGGUGGCCAGCUCUGCUCCCAGGACGAGAGUAGCGAAAAUGGAAGUGUUUGCGACAGCAUCCACAACCGGAUAGUGGUCAGAGAUUGCCUCGCUUUUAUCGCCCAGGAGAUCACGUUCCAUGCCCUACUUGGAGUCGUCGGAGUGCAAAUUUCCAGUGAAACAGACUGGAGAACAUGGGGCCAUGAGUGGUAUGACGAGGUCCUAGAAAUCACGAGUUCAAUCAAUCCAUCUUUGCCCAUCUACAUCAAUGAUGGCCAGAACCUGCCCGCAGCCCUGGAUUACGCGAUAUUGAGGAACAGACUCCCAGCCCCGGUAAACCGGAGCCCUAUUAUUGUGGAAUCGCACAGGCAUUAUACCACGGAAUCGGACCAGCUACAAGGACCACAGGCCAUCAUCGGGAAUGUCUCUAGGGAGCUGAUAGAACUUGCAACCCACCAUGGCAAGGUUGUAUCCCAAGGAACCGCCGUAGAUAUCUACAUUGGAGAGUACAGCUGCCACAUGGAUGACCGGACUUGGGAACACACGGACACGCCAGAGCGAGAUGUAUUAACCAAGAGCUUCGGCCAGGAACAAACCAAACAAUGGACCUCUAAGACCUGUGGAUCCGCCUUCUAUCGCUUCAAAUCGGGCGGAGCCUGUGGCAUGGAGCGUGACUUCGAGCAACAAGUCAACAUCGGCUCAAUACCUGCACCAGCGUGGCUUAUCAUCCCUCGGGACCAAAUACCCACCAAAGUUGAUCAGGCCAAGUCCCAGAGGCCUCAGCUGCAGAAUAAAUUCCUCUCUCAGACUUCGAGAUCCAUGAGUCCUCAUGGUCGCCGUCGCUUCUCCCUCGGCUGGGACCUCGGUUUCAACGAUGCACUUUGCUUUUUCACCGCGAUAGCUCGGGAUGUUAUCCCCGGCCGGAGGGACGGGGGAGAUAAAAUCGGGGCUCUGGACCUAUGGAUUCGCAAGCGUGUAAUCGAAGCAACUUGUUUCGGCGAGGAUCUCGACGUCGAGUGGGAGAGUGGUUUCCGGACCGGCGUUGACGACUUUUACAACGCAGUCGGUAUCUAAUGUUCACGAAGGGAACAGGGGAUUUCGCAACAUCCAUCUCUAGGCUGGACCUAUAUUGCACGUUGAGUUAGUACUCUCUACUAUAUGCCCUAGUCGAAGUACUAUGGUGUAUUAAUAUGGCGGCACAUGGACUCUAAAAGCACAUCGAAGUAUAUUUUUCAUUUGCUUGCGGGU
Molecule: messenger RNA, 2024 nt
Organism: Aspergillus steynii IBT 23096
Lineage: Eukaryota; Fungi; Ascomycota; Eurotiomycetes; Eurotiales; Aspergillaceae
Product: glycoside hydrolase
Exons: 2
Coding region: 342-1850 (502 amino acids)
Biological process (GO): glucan catabolic process
Cellular component (GO): extracellular region; cell surface
Molecular function (GO): glucan endo-1,6-beta-glucosidase activity
Source: RefSeq, a predicted model, not a curated record